Lucilia sericata (common green bottle fly) is the source of this 1884-nucleotide messenger RNA. RefSeq lists its product as uncharacterized. The coding region runs from base 356 to 1654 and encodes 432 amino acids. Lineage: Eukaryota; Metazoa; Arthropoda; Insecta; Diptera; Calliphoridae. The transcript is spliced from 5 exons. The record is from RefSeq and is a predicted model, not a curated record. Gene Ontology annotation, molecular function: oxidoreductase activity.
CACUUUCUGACUAGAGCUGCUGGCUAUAGCUACAGUUCAAGACAGUUCAAUUAGUUGCUGCGUUCACAGCACAACGUUUUUUGGAGUGGAGCAGAGCGGAGUGCUUGAGACAAGUUGUAAUAGUUUGUUAUUAGAACAAAAUAUUAGCAACAACAAGAAAACUAAAUCAAAACACUGAAAGUGUGCGAAAAAAGUAAAUAGUACUCUGCCAGCAACUGAGCGAAUAAGUGAGUGUUUAGUGUUGUCAAAGAAAGUGAGAAGAGAAAGUAGUAAAUCAGCUGUUUUAUGAAAACGGAAGUUUGCAAAAAAAAAAUAACAUAAAUAGAGGUGAAUUUAAUAUUACGUCAAACAAAAAAUGGCAUCCCUUAAAUUACUCAACACUUUGAAGUCAUCAAAUCCAACGGUCGCCCUAAAUGUACAACGUUCCUUAUUAACAAAAAGUUUACGGAAUCAAAAACGUUUUUAUGGCCUCUCAAUAGCAGUUCAUAGUAAUUUUCCUCAACAAUUGUCAACAAGUGAUCUCCCAAAUAAAUGUGAUAUUUUAAAUUUACAACAAAGAAAAAUGUCGUCGUCAGUUGGGGAGAAGCCAAAAUUAGUGAAGGUAGAGGAAUCCAGACGUUUUAUGAUCGAUUGUUUUAAGGCCGUCAAUGUACCACAAGAACAUGCUGAACAACAGGCCGAUUUAUUGGUGGCAGCCGAUUAUCGUGGUCAUUUCAGUCAUGGCAUGAACCGUUUGGAAAUGUACCUCAAUGAUUUGAGUAUUAACUCUACAAAUGGUGCUGCUGUCCCCACUAUUCUUAAGGAAACCCCCUCUACCGCCUGGGUGGAUGGCAACAAUGGUCUUGGUGCUGUUGUGGGCAAUUUCUGUAUGGAUUUGGCCAUUAAGAAGGCUAAACAAGUGGGUGUCGGUUGGGUUUGUGCCAAGGGCUCCAAUCAUUAUGGCAUGGCUGGCUGGUAUCCCAUGAGAGCCAUGAAAGAAGGUUUAGUUGGCAUGUCCAUGACCAAUACCUCUCCCUUGAUGGCUCCUACCCGUUCUAAAGAGGCUGCUUUGGGUACAAAUCCCUUGUCUUUGGGUGUUCCCGUAAAGGAUGACAAAUUUUUGCUUGAUAUGGCCACAACUGCUGUUGCUGUUGGUAAAAUUGAAAUCCAACGUCGCAAAGGUGAAGCUUUGCCCCAUGGCUGGGCUCAAGAUCCUAAUGGUGCUGAGACUACCGAUCCCGAUUUGGCCUUCCAAACUGGCUGCCUUAUGCCUUUGGGUGGUGCUGAAAUUAAUUCUGGCUACAAAGGUUACGGUUUGGGUGCUUUAGUAGAUAUCUUAUCGGGCGUUAUGUCUGGUGCCAACUACUCCACCAAAGUACGUAAAUGGACUCAUGCUGGUGCUAAUUCUGCUGCUGAUUUGGGUCAAGUUUUCAUUGCUGUCGAUCCCAAUUGCUUUGCUCCCGAUUUCGAAGAUAGAAUGACUGAUUUCAAUGCCCGUUUGCGUGGUUGUAAACCCACUAAUCCCGAAAAACCUGUACUUGUUGCUGGCGAUAAGGAAUCAUUAAAUAUGAAAGCUGUCGAUGCUGCUGGUGGUAUUCAAUAUUUACCCAAUCAAUUACAAACUUGCGAAAGCUUAUCUAAACGUUUCAAUGUCAAACCUAUGAGUUUUGCUUAAUUUUAUUUAUUAACGUCCCCCACCGGUCAUAAAUUUUAUUAAUUUAAUUUGUUUUUGUUUAAAUUUAAUUUUACGUAAUAUUUUUUUCGUCUUUAAGCAUUUAAUAUAUCAUAGCUUUACGCAUUUCUUUUAAAUUUUUUAUUAAUUGAUAUUUUUGUACAAAUUAUUUUGUACAGCAUUUUUGUAUAUUGUUUAAAAAAAAUAAUAACUAUUUUUAUAAGAAUUUAAAC